AUGAAUGGAGCUCUUGGGAAUAAAUGGAGUGUGACAUACAACCCGGAAAAUCUCUGUGCUUUAAACGGAUCUACGGUGUUCAUGAAUAGCUCGUACACACACCCAACACAACAUAAUGUGACGAAAACAAUGUGGUUAAUAAAAAGAGUGCAGGGUAAACAGGAGACUGAUCUGUGUAAUGAACCAGGUUACUCAGGCAGAGUGGAGUAUUUAGGAGAUGAACAGAAACACUUCGCCCUUAGACUGAGUGACGUGAAGAAAACAGAUGAACAUGAAUACUGCAUUAGAAUAAUAACAAAUGAAGAAAAAGAAAGAUGGACGGGUGAACCUGGCGUUAGACUCACUGUUACAGAUCUUCAGGUGAUCGCUCCUGCAGAAGUGACAGAGGGACAAUCAGCCGUUCUGACCUGUAAAACCACCUGCAAUCUGACUGAUCCAACAUUCAUCUGGUACAAAAACAGCCGUGAUUUAACCACAAACACCAUCAAGAGCAAUAAAGUCCACCUGCAGUCAGUCAGCAGUGAGGAUGCAGGCAGUUAUAGCUGUGCUGUAAGAGGAUAUAAACAUCUCCCCUCACCUGCUCAAACCCUCAGUGUCAGAUAUCCUCCAAAGAAUGUCUCAGUGUCUGUCAGUCCCUCUCAUGAGAUUGAAGAGGGCAGUUCAGUGACUCUGACCUGCAGCAGUGAUGCUAACCCACCUAUCUACACCUGGUUUAAGGUGAAUGAAUCCUCAGCUGUAGGAUCUGGACAGAGUUACAGAGCUCUACAGAGUGGACAGUACUACUGCGAGGCUCAGAAUAAACACGGCUCUGAGAGAUCAGCUGCAGUGUCCGUCACUUUUAAAGUUGGAAUUGGAAUUGUUUCGCUUGCAGCUCUUCUCUUUGCACUCUUCUGGCUAAGAUGCACGAGAAAGAAGAAAAUGGAAGAUGAAAAUGUCUACCAGAUGAUUGGGCUGAAUGCAAAAGAUGACACAUACGCAGCUCUCUAUCCAGCAGGCCCUAACGAUGUGUAUCAGACACUUACGGGUUUACCCAGCCUUGUGGCCUAA
Clarias gariepinus (North African catfish) is the source of this 1047-nucleotide messenger RNA. RefSeq names its product B-cell receptor CD22-like. The transcript has 9 exons. The coding region runs from base 1 to 1047 and encodes 348 amino acids. NCBI's taxonomy places the organism in Eukaryota, Metazoa, Chordata, Actinopteri, Siluriformes, Clariidae. The record is from RefSeq and is a predicted model, not a curated record.